Molecule: messenger RNA, 709 nt
Organism: Oldenlandia corymbosa var. corymbosa
Lineage: Eukaryota; Viridiplantae; Streptophyta; Magnoliopsida; Gentianales; Rubiaceae
Source: the annotation of a GenBank genome assembly
AAAUAUAGCCACUGCGAAGUCAUCUUUUGUCAAUUUAACAAUAGCUUGAUUCCCAGGCUACGAUUAAUCUUUUCUUCUUUUUGUCAAUUUAACAAUAGUCAUCGUUUGAUCGGUAUCAAUGGCGGCGACACAAGCCAGCCUUCUAUUGCAAAAGCAACUGAGAGAUCUGGCUAGGAAUCCGGUGGAAGGAUUCUCGGCGGGUUUGGUGAACGAGGAUAACGUGUUCGAGUGGGAGAUCACGAUUUUGGGAUCUCCGGGGACGAUGUACGACGGCGCUUUCUUCAAGGCCAAGAUGAGUUUCCCGAAAGAUUAUCCGGUGAAUCCGCCGACGGUGAAGUUCACGUCGGAGAUGUGGCAUCCGAAUAUUUACCCGGACGGGAGGGUUUGUAUAUCGAUCCUUCACCCUCCCGGCGACGAUCCGACGGGUUACGAGCUCGCGGUCGAGCGGUGGUUGCCGGUGCAGACGGUGGAGAGUAUCAUGGUGAGUAUCGUGUCGAUGCUGUUGAACCCUAACGACGAGUCUGCGGCGAACGUCGAUGCGGCGAAGCAGUGGAGAGAUAAUCGGGAAGAAUUCGCGAAGAGGGUUAAGAAAUGUGUUAGAAAAUCGCAGGAAUUUUUUUGAUAAUUGAAGGGAUGCCAAAUUAGCAGGAUAAAUAAGUAAAUUACUCAGAGGUUUUUGUUUUUAAGCAUCUUAUUUUUAGUACCCUGA